Trichomycterus rosablanca is the source of this 2735-nucleotide messenger RNA. RefSeq names its product APC membrane recruitment protein 3 (gene amer3). Gene Ontology annotation, cellular component: plasma membrane. NCBI's taxonomy places the organism in Eukaryota, Metazoa, Chordata, Actinopteri, Siluriformes, Trichomycteridae. The coding region runs from base 39 to 2735 and encodes 898 amino acids. Gene Ontology annotation, molecular function: phosphatidylinositol-4,5-bisphosphate binding; beta-catenin binding. The transcript is spliced from 2 exons. Gene Ontology annotation, biological process: regulation of canonical Wnt signaling pathway. The record is from RefSeq and is a predicted model, not a curated record.
AUUUCCAGUCUGACAGGUAUGAGUUGGGACCUGUCUGUAUGGAGCUAUCAAAGAACCAAAAGAAAUCUCAAGGGUGCAGGAAUAGCCUCAAAGAUGAGACUCAAUGCAGUGAAGGAUCUCUUGGGUCUCUUGGUACCUCAGUCUUGGCGACUUUAAAUGAAGACAGCGACACUUGUCUAGAGCUCGGUCCCAGUCUCUCAGAUGGCUGGAAAAAUAGCAACACCCACACUCGCAGGAUGGAAAAAAUACCUGAUGGCCAAAUGAGUGCAGAGAACAAAGAUCGGCCUUGGUCCCCUACAAGAUGUCCCCACAGCAGGCUUGAGAACAGUGCUAGUAUUACUGGAUUUGGUGCAACUCGCAGGCUGCUACAUGAGAAUCCAUCUGAGAACGAUCGUGAAUUAAUCGAAUACCGCAAUCUGACACCUCAAGUACCGUUUGUGCCUUGUGUUGCCAAAUCACUUCCAAAGAAGAGGAUCUUUUUUCACAAGCCCAAGAAGUCCAUCAAAGACCUCUUCGUCCACAAAAAGCACAGUUGUAAGAAAGCAGCCUCACCGUCUACACCAUGUCGUGAAUACGGACCAAAGUCGAAACAGACUAAAAAAUCUUCACGAUGCCAUGAUCGUGCCAGGGCUGGUGAAAAAAUAGAUGAUUUUCUUUCUUUUUCUGAUUCCUCAAGUGAAUGUUGUGCCAGUGUCCAUGAAGAUUCUGUGUCGGUGCAAAGUUUUGGCUCUCAGGCCGGAUGCGGAGAGAUAUUUGCAGAUGAGGAAUUUGUUGUGUCACUUGAAGGAGCGGCUAAUCCCAAAAUGUACAAGGAUGGCGGCGAAACCCCAAAACGAAGUCCUGUUGCUUCUGCAUUUCUGGGAGGCAAUAAACAGCUGGCAUCAUCUGGUGAAAGUGAAGUUUUGGAUUUAUUCACAAUGUGGGAGACAGUUAAUUUAACCAUUCCUACUGGACAAAGCUUAAGCCAGGGAGCUAAAGCAACCUCAACACCAAUGUCUAGUUUGCCAGUUUACAAUAAAACAAUUAGCCCUUCUGAGAACCUCCAGGACAUGAGUUCAGAAAUAAAGACCCCACUGUUAAACAAGGCAGCUAGUCCCCUUGAUGACUUUGCUGCCCUGAACAGGACUCCAAAAGCAAAGAUGCCACUGUCAAGCAAGUCAGCUAGCCCCCUUGUAGACUUUACUGUUCCAAACAACACAGUAGAAGCAAAGACACCAUCAUCAAACAAUACAGCUAUUCCCCUGACAUGGGUGACUCAAAAAACUGAGAACCAGGAAAGCAUCAUUGAUGAGGGUUACUGUGAUUACAUUUCAUCCGAGGACCACACUGGGCAAUCUCUUACACCAGUUUAUUCCAGAAAGUUUCCCAGAGAUUCCUACAGUGGAGAUGCCCUGUAUGAGCUGUUCUUUGACCCCGGUGAAGUGGAAACGACUCCCAUUUUUGAUGAUGAGAUGGAUUUAACCCACAGUGUUUUUGGCCUGCCCAGUCCAGACCUUCCGUUAUCGAUGUACAGCUUCCAUGUUGGAUCCGAGGAGAACCUUGCUCCCUCUUUGCCCUUGGACUUAAUCAACCAUGAUUUUCUUCAAAGUAACUGGGUGGGCAAGGAAUGCCUACUGAAGCUUUGUGACACAGAAAUCUCACUGACUAUGGGUUUAGUCAACUGGUUGAAGCAAAGAACCCUCAAGGGUAACAAAACAGAGGUCGCGUCUCCAGGAGUCAGCACUGAUGAGCAAUGUCAAGAGGACAAAAUCCAAUCAGAAAAUCUUACAAAUGUACCAAUAAAUCUCAGUCAAAAUACUUCAUGUUGGAUAGAUGCUGAUUCUCUCCCAGAGUUUAAUUUAAAACAACAAAAAAGACGGGUUACGACACCAGAGAGCCAACCCAGGACCCCAACAAGUCAUGUAUGCUUCCAAAUAUUUAAUAUCAACUCAACAUCAACACCAAGCCAGGCUUUAGCAUCUCCAUUAGGACAUUCUCCAAGCUCCAGAACAAGUUCCAUGUUUGUUCUGGCUGUCAACAAGGAAUCUCUCUGUGAUUCUUGCAAGGCUUUGCUGAAAAAUGGGGCCAAGAAGUUGCACCUGUGUCAUUCAUGUAUCGCCUUUGUUGAACACAUCAAGAGCUCAGAUUUUUGGGGUUGUGCAAAACCUAAUCAAGCUAAGAUUGUAGAAAGCCCUCGAUUAUUGAAUGUAGGAGUGCUUCCAUCUCCAUGCAGCAGUUAUGGAAUAGCAAGUGACAUCAGUCUUCUUUCACUGGUUGAGCAGUGUGCUAAUCAGAUGUCUUCAAUGAAGAUAAACCAGCAUCGGGAUCUUUCCACUGCUGCCAAGCCAGAGAAGGAGGAACGACAGAAGAAAAAAUGCACCAGGAAGGACGUCAAAUCCAAGUCCAAGACAAAAGGCAACUUGACAGGAAGAGGUAGCCUACACCACAAGGUGGUCCAAAGUCCUUCUGUAUUAGAGGACAAAAAACACGGCCUUGUGACAACCAAGGAGUCACGCCACCUGAAGACGAAUCCACCCAAUAGCAACGAAGUAUUUCAAGCUUCUAGACCCACGUCUCUUUCACUCCCGAACCCGACCUCAUCCGAGUUCUCUAAACAAGAACAUCACGGCAACAGGAAAGUCAAAGAGAAAGAACACGAGCGACGAAACAAGAAAGCAGCGGUGAACAUGAACGGAUUAUCGGACCAUGUUGUGCCGGUGCAGAAGAUGGAACGAAGUCGCAGGAUGAAGAAAUAA